AUGGAGAUUAGCCGGCUGGGGGAUUUUUUAGAACGUGGGGCAAAUUGUUUGAUUAUGAAACUUUUGAUCAAAAAGCAUUAUAAUCAUGAGGCGUUUAAGCAGACAAUGAGGAAAGUUUGGCGUCUAGUUAAGGGUGUGAAAUUUCGUGAUCUCAAUUCUGAGUUUAUGUCGGUUGAGUUUGAUGAUACGAGGGAUAAACUCAAGGUUAUGCGUGAGGGUCCGUGGUCGUUCGAUAAGCAUCUGGUUUUGUUGAAGGAAUUCGAUGGUAGGUUGCAGAUUGGUAAGAUAGAACUGGUGCAUGCUCCUUUUUGGGUCCGUUUACACGAUUUACCGUUAAUGGCCCGUAAUGAGUAUAUCGGGAGGUUAGUUGGGGGUGCGUUGGGGGAGGUUUUGGAAGUAGAUUUAGACAACGGUGAGAUGGAGUGGGGCGAAUAUAUGAGAGUCAGGGUUCUCAUCAACAUUUCCAAACUGCUUUUACGUCAGAAGCGUAUGAUUGUGGAGGAGGGGGUGUCCUGUUGGGUGAGGUUCUCUUAUGAACGGCUACCGGAUUUAUGUUUUCACUGUGGUAUUCUGGGUCAUUCUUUAAAGGAAUGUGAGGAUAUUGAUGCAAAUCAAGUCGAUUCCCAGAGGCUUCCAUAUGGUCCAUGGCUACGAGUAGGAUUUCUAUCUUCUCGCAGGGGCGGAGGACGUGCUACUACACUGGCUGCUACGGCUACAGCAGAGGCGGCUACGGUUGCUCCGGUUGAGACUGGUUCACGGAAGGUUGGUAACGGAAAGGGUAGUGGAGGUCUGUCCGUUACGGAUCCAGUGGGGGAGAAAAAUCCAGAAUUUGAAGGGGCCGAAAUUUCUGCAAACACAGGAUCUUCAUCUGAUCCGACUGUUACACCGUCUGCGUUGAAUGAGGGGGUUGCUGUUUUGGAAUCACCCGUGGAUGUAGGAGGCUCAAAUAAGGAAGUGGUUGAAACGGUGGAUUUAAAUGUCGUUCAAGAGAAUCAAGUGGAGGAUGGGCUUAUGGAUGUUCCGGUGUUGGGGGCCCCUCUUAUGUUUGUGGGCUUUGAUUCUGGCCCAUCGGGCAACAAAGGUUCAAAACUUGUUGGUGGGUCUGGCACCCGAAGCAAUGCUCAAAGGAGAAGGGGGCAGAGAAUCGGUUCUAGGGCAUUGCAGAAGAUUCAGACCGAGCCGCAUGAAGGCAGUUCGGUGUCUGGUGUUGAGGCAACUUCCGUCCUUCAGUCCGAAGGGUUUUUCGUUUCAAACUAUGGCAAGAAACGGAAGGCUAUUCCGAUUGUGGAGGCUGAUGCUAAACGAGGUAAACUUUCUUCUACUUCCUCUAUUUCGGUGGAGCUGCUUAAAGAAGGAACGGCGAUGGCUGAUGAUCAACCCCGCCGAGUCCAAUGA
Molecule: messenger RNA, 1395 nt
Organism: Carya illinoinensis
Lineage: Eukaryota; Viridiplantae; Streptophyta; Magnoliopsida; Fagales; Juglandaceae
Exons: 1
Coding region: 1-1395 (464 amino acids)
Molecular function (GO): nucleic acid binding; zinc ion binding
Source: RefSeq, a predicted model, not a curated record